UUUUGCGUACCUUUCUUUAUUAUUUAUCAUAAUAAUAUAUAAAAAAAACCUAGUGAGAGUUAAAUGAAUCAUACAACAAAACACAUUCGGUAAUUUAAAAAAACGUCAUAAUUGAUGGUAUGGUGCUUUGACACCAACAUUUGUCAAAUGGGCAUGAUACAGUUAUUUGGCUAGGAGACAUUAUCUGAAAUUGCUCGUAAUAUUUUAAAAGAACAUGAACAACUUAGGAUUUUUCGUUGAUAAGGUCUCGGAGGAUUCCUUUUAUCAAAACUUAUUAAUUGGUCUACCAAAUGUCUUAGAUAGACUGCCAAACAUACACGAGAAAAAACUGAAAAGGUUCCCACCAGUGACAAAAUCGCAAGUGAAAAUGUGGGAAAACGCAAACAGCGUCAAUUUACCACAAGAUCUUCACGAUUUCUACCUGUCCUGCAACGGACUAUCAUACACUUAUACUUUCUCUUAUGAACCUACCAAUAGGGACGAUCAGAAGUCGAAUGAAUUAUAUGCAAAAAUCAAUAUUAACCCUAUCGAAUCUCUCAAUUUGUUUGACGGUUAUGAAACUAAGGCUACUGCAAGGAUUUUCCAUGAUGGGAUCUUUUAUAAAUUGGAGCUGAGCCCAGAUAGUAAAGUAUUCGAGUUAUCUAAUGAUGUAUAUUUCAAAGUGGCACUUGUCUAUACUGAACCAAAUGCUGUGCCAACGGUAUGGGUCUAUAAGAAUAGAAUAUUUUAUUUUAUUGCUAAUGAUGUAACAACAUAUUUAAAGAUGGCCAUUGCACAUUUGGGGGCACCUGGUUGGCAGUUUAUUUUUUCUCCACUCGCACUACCAGGAAGAAGUAGAGAAAUGCUGAAUGUAAUAGCUCCGGGUAUCCUCAACAGAAACUAUGAUUCCGUUCUAUCAGGCAACAAUGUUACAGAAUUAAACAAAAUUAAUAUCAACAUUUUCAAUGCUACAGAUGAAGAAAUUGAUGAAACUAAAAAAUGUAAUGAGACAUUAUUGAACAAAAAAUUUAGUGCGAAUACUAUUGGUCGUAAAUCCAGUAAUGCAACUAUUGGAAAAAAAUCUAGUUCAACAACAAUAGGUAGGAAGGCAAGUUCUGUUGUGUCAUCUAAUUCUGAGAAAUUAAAAAGAAGAACAUGUUCGAAACGAAGACCAUUUACUCCUAGGUUUUAAGAGGUUUAUCAUUUGCAAUUAUCACUCAGAUGUAUAAUAUUCAGGGUACUAGAGGAAAAAUUAUUUCAGGUGAACUGUAAAUGAUUUACAUAAUUCAAGUUUCUAUACGCAACUAGCAUAAAUUUGCAUUAUUUUUCGAUGAAUAUGCGUAGGUUUAUUGAAAUAUGUUAGUAAUUCAAGAACCAUUUACUUUAAAAGGAGUGUUUGAAUAAAAUUCUGGAAUAAAAACUAA
Molecule: messenger RNA, 1403 nt
Organism: Harmonia axyridis
Lineage: Eukaryota; Metazoa; Arthropoda; Insecta; Coleoptera; Coccinellidae
Product: tubulin polyglutamylase complex subunit 2-like
Exons: 2
Coding region: 215-1171 (318 amino acids)
Biological process (GO): protein polyglutamylation
Source: RefSeq, a predicted model, not a curated record